AUGGCCAAGUUUUCCUCUCUCUACAUAUGUUGCUCCCUAAUUUUCAGCAUCCAAUUGCUUUUUCUCUCUCUACAAACACACGGCGCCGCGGUGGACGACGUGUGCCGUCAAACCGUCGACCCGCCGUUCUGCCAACAAUGUUUCAACAUCGAUCCGCGCAGCGCGACGGCGGCAUCCCCGAUGCUGGGGGAGAUCGCGGUCCAAUGGGCGGCGUACUACGGCGGCAACACCAAAAUCGACAUGCACGAAGCCAUGAUGCGUGCGGCGGACCCGGCCGUUAAGAACCAAUACAGCCGGUGCAUCGAUCUCUACCAGACCGCGCUUGAGCAUUUCCAGGCGGCCCCCGGCGAAUUGAGUUCAAAGGCGUGGGCGGUACUCAGGAAGAAUGCCGAGUCGAUCCGCGCCGGAGUCGACGCGUGCGAGGCGGUUUUUAAUCAUAAUGCACCGGCCGAGGUCGCGAAUACGGAUAGACUCGUUGGGAUCUUUGCCGACGCCCUGGCGAUUAUUGCUCGCUCUUUCGGUGGUUGA
Molecule: messenger RNA, 528 nt
Organism: Erythranthe guttata (spotted monkey flower)
Lineage: Eukaryota; Viridiplantae; Streptophyta; Magnoliopsida; Lamiales; Phrymaceae
Product: putative invertase inhibitor
Biological process (GO): negative regulation of catalytic activity
Molecular function (GO): pectinesterase inhibitor activity
Source: RefSeq, a predicted model, not a curated record